CUUUUUGAGUGGUUACUGAAGAUUAGCGAACAUUUUCAUACAAUUAUCUGCAACGCGGAGGAUGAUGACGCUCGAUGUGAAGCAACCAAACACACAGGAUGGACGACUUUGUGAAGAACGUGGUGCUGGCCCUCGUGGUGGGGCUGUUGGGCGCAGUGCUUAUGUUUGGACGCAGGAGGUUGCGGCGAUGGGCUCACUUGGAGCCAAUUGGUAGCGCACAAGAAAACCCGGCCGUCAACGACGCCGCUGGCCGUCGCCGCCGUGCAUUCACAGACGUUGCGCAUGACAUCCGAUCGAAGGCUGGUGAACGCAUUGAGCGAGAACGGCAGAAGAAAGCGGCUGCCCUGAAAGAACUUCAACGCCAACAUCGCAUGGAUGGGCAGCGCCUUGGCUCGUCCUUGCCGGAUUCUGAACGCGCGUUUGCCCGCGAGCGAAAGAAUUUGGAGAGAAUGGCGGCCAUUGAGAGACACGCGUUGCGGGAGCAGCAGGAGGAGGCGUAUGCGGCGUCGCUGGCGAAAGACCGCGCAAAGCAGCAGCGCCAGCAGCAGGCAGACACAGCAAAGAGGGCGGUGGAAGGGGAGCCGGAGCAGAAGCAACGGACUGGCGCACGUGAGAAGCAGCAACAGCAGCAGCAGCAGGGUGACGUGGGAGCAGCACAGUUGUCGACACGAGCGGCUGUGCCUGAAACUGAAGUUGAGGUUGAGGCUGAGGCUGAGGAUGAAGUGCUGGACGUGGAACUGCCGCCGGAACCAGAGGAGAGCGAUCCAAACAGCAUACUCGUGCGCUGUCGCAUUCGCGCUGUCAACGGCGGAAAGGACACGGAGCUGACACGCCGCUUCGCCGGAACAGACACAGUGCAGGAUUUGCUCAACUUUGUGCACACGCGAGGGUUCUCGCCGCGCGCGUAUGUGUUUGAGACGGCGAUGCCACGUGUUGAGUUGAACACACGCGCGUCGUCCACCAUCGCCACCGCCGCCAACACAUCCGCACGCCGCAUUCUCGUCAGGGGCGCUCCACGCACCAUCUAGCCGUGCACGCUGUGUGUGUGUGUGUGUGUGAGUGUGUGUGUGUGUGUGAGUGUGUGUGUGUGUGUGUGUGA
Molecule: messenger RNA, 1099 nt
Organism: Salpingoeca rosetta
Lineage: Eukaryota; Choanoflagellata; Craspedida; Salpingoecidae
Exons: 8
Coding region: 99-1028 (309 amino acids)
Cellular component (GO): endoplasmic reticulum
Molecular function (GO): ubiquitin binding
Source: RefSeq, a predicted model, not a curated record